AUGCACGUUCUUCAACUUGUCAUAUUUUCGCUAGUUGCUGCUUUCUCUCAUCCAGCUCUCUAUGAUGAUUUCCGAAAUGUAAGUGAAAUCCACUGACUUUUACAUGCAUACAUACAUAAUUUCUAAUUUUCAGACGCAGUUUCUACGUGAUUGGGCAGCUUUCUGCGUGGACAAGCACCUUCCAAAGUACGAUGCCCAAGAAAUAAGCCCUGAAAUUCGAAAGUGUGAUACCGAACGGUGUGUCUACUUUAUGUACAAGUACAUAGCUGACAAUCGUCCCGAAUUCUUUCUCGACUUUGACAUUUGCUUCGAAACGAACACUGCGAAGAAGAAAACGACGACGGGAGCACCAUCAAGACGUCCGGAUCAGCAUUACAAACGAGUUGUGUGA
Molecule: messenger RNA, 391 nt
Organism: Caenorhabditis sp. 36 PRJEB53466
Lineage: Eukaryota; Metazoa; Nematoda; Chromadorea; Rhabditida; Rhabditidae
Source: the annotation of a GenBank genome assembly